AGCCCUCAGCCCCUGCUCCAGGCAGAAGGGAGGCUGGGAGCAGCUAGGGCAGGCUCCUGGAGCGCCCUGUCCUCAUUCUGUCCCAUUGGUGACCCAGACCUUUCUGUUCUCCAGACGUGCAGCUGGACUGGACCUCGGAAGACCCACCUAAAGGUACCCAGACGUCGAGAGAAAGUAGAGAAUGUCUGGACAGAGGACUCCUGGAACCAGUUUCUGCAAGAACUAGAAACGGGGCAUAAGCCCAAGAAACCACUGGUGGAUGACCCUGUUGAGACACCUGCACAGCCCAUUGAGGUCCUGCUAGAGAGAGAAUUGGCCAAGCUGAGCGCAGAGCUGGACAAGGACCUGCGGGCCAUUGAGACCCGUGUGCCAUCCUCCAAGAACUCGCAGGCACCACGACGGUCCCCUGAGCAGCCAGCCCCAGAGCAGCGGCCCACAGCCCGCACUGCCUCGGCCUGGAGGCCCAGCUCCCCGCAUGCACCUUACUUCGGUUCUUCCGGAUCCCUGAGUCCCCACAGAAUGGCAGAUGGAGGAGGAAGCCCCUUCCUGGGACGUAGAGAUUUUGUCUACCCUUCCUCAGCCCGAGAGCCUAGUGCCCCUGAAAGGGGAAGCAGCCCUGCAAGGAAGGAGGAGAAGAAGAGGAAGGCUGCCCGGCUCAAGUUUGACUUCCAGGCCCAGUCCCCCAAGGAGCUGACUCUGCAGAAGGGUGACAUUGUCUACAUCCAUAAAGAAGUGGACAAGAACUGGCUGGAGGGGGAACACCACGGCCGGCUGGGCAUCUUCCCAUCUAAUUAUGUGGAGGUGCUGCCCGAAGAUGAGAUCCCCAAGCCCAUCAAGCAGCCCACAUACCAGGUGCUGGAGUACGGAGACGCUGUGGCCCAGUAUACCUUCAAGGGAGACCUAGAGGUGGAACUGUCCUUCCGAAAGGGGGAACACAUCUGCCUGAUCCGCAAGGUGAAUGAACAUUGGUAUGAGGGUCGCAUCACGGGCACAGGACGCCAAGGCAUCUUCCCGGCCAGCUACGUACAGAUAAACCGGGAGCCCCGGCUCCGGCUCUGUGAUGAUAGCCCCCAGCUCCCCCCAUCACCUCAUCUGACAACCACGGCUCGUCUACCCUGUCACUCCAGCUCCGCCACAGCACAAGUGGACUCCACUGACUGGGGAGGUCGGACCUCCCCUCGCCGCUCUGGCUUCCCGUUCCCCAUCACCCUCCAGGAGCAGCCCAGACCCCAAACCCAGAAUCUCAGCACUCCUGGACCAGCCCUGUCCCAUCCUCGAGGCGCCAGCCGUCCUAUAGAAAUGGGGGCCUCCUCCCCAAGCACCACAGAUAUACACUGGACUCCGUACCGAGCUAUGUACCAGUACAGACCCCAGAAUGAGGAUGAGCUGGAACUUCGUGAAGGGGACCGUGUGGAUGUCAUGCAGCAGUGUGAUGAUGGCUGGUUUGUUGGUGUCUCCCGGAGAACUCAGAAAUUUGGGACAUUCCCUGGAAAUUAUGUAGCCCCGGUGUGAGUGGUCUCCCCGGCAAUUUGGAGCCAGCGAGGAUGGGGUGAGGAGCAGUAGCACUAUAGGAGGGAGAGAGGCCCCCCCACAUCCUCCUCCCCCCAGGACCUGUGCUCCCAGCAUCUGCAGAGACCCCAGCAACCUUCCCUUUGAACCCCCUCAAAGUCCCCUGGACUGAUUCCCACCCGCGAGUCACAGGCAUUCCUUUGACAGCCCCCCCCUUACCACCCGCAAAUACAGUCUGCUCUGAUGUGGAGGCUGUCUCCAGGCCUUAUUGAGACCAGAUCCCCAGGUCCCCAUCACCCACAGCGUUUCCCCUAAUGAGGACUGGCUCUCGCUUCACCCCCAUGGGGUUCCUCUAAUAAGGACCGGCUUCCUACCCUAGUAGAGACCAAAGGCCUCCUCCCAUUUCCCACCAGCCUGCCUGCCACCACUUUCCCUUGGGGCCUCCAGCUGGGCCUAGAAGCAAGGUGGGGAACACCUUGUCAGCCUUCAAGGCCCAGUGAGAGGCCUUGCCUCAAGGCUUCCUCUUCUCAGAGGCUACUGAGCCCCUGGGUAGGGCCUCCACAUAUACUCUGGACCCUCCCGACUAAGGCCCACAACUGCCCUUGACCUAUCAAAAGACAGAUCUACAGGGAGACAUGCUUGCUGCCCUAAUUUCCAGCUCUUCCCGGUAUCUAGGUGCCCUCUGGAAGAGAAUGUAAAAUAAACAUGGAUACCAGGGA
Cricetulus griseus (Chinese hamster) is the source of this 2228-nucleotide messenger RNA. The record is from RefSeq and is a predicted model, not a curated record. NCBI's taxonomy places the organism in Eukaryota, Metazoa, Chordata, Mammalia, Rodentia, Cricetidae.